GUUUAAUUUGUUUUAGAAUCGUAUAUGACAGAUCACAAUUGGGAAAUACUAGGCAAAAAACUUGAGAAGUGCAAUGUGCCAUCGCAAAGUUUCUCUCUGAAGAUACAUGGUUGAUCCACAUUUUUCUGUUAGUUGAUGGAAAAUGAUCUGACGCCAUCUUGUGGCCAGUAGACAGCAGCAUUAUAGUUGAUCAAUGACGUAAGCUUUUUGGCGGUGAAAAUGUUGAGAAUGGAAGGCUUAACUACAACUCCAAGCACAAACACUAGUAAGGAAUUACUUUCCUCUGGAUCCCAUGUGUUUAGGAAGCCUUUUCACUGUCUGAAACAUGCAGUCAGGCACUUAAAGGAGACGCAGCUGCUGAAACCGCAUGCGAACAGAAAAUGGGCAGCACAUGCAUCUCAUUUACAACGUCUCAGUUUGGAUAAUAGCAUGUCUGGUUGUGAAUAACACGAGGAACGAUUCCCAGUGAGACCAAAAAUGAACAUCAAAUCAGAACAAGACUGAUUUUAUUAGUAGAAAAAUACCAAACCAUUGAAGCUAUUUCUUUUCAUUCAAUAAACGCACAAUGAUGAACAAAAUUAGCACAACAAUGGGCCAAAUAAAUGCUGAAAUCAUAAAGCUGGAAGAUUUUGCGUUUAGGUGUUUGACACCAAACACCAAAGACCAGGUAAUCACCAGAUUAUGUGGUGAAUCUUAUAAUUCAAAAGGUAAUCAUAAGAUUACCUGGUAAUCUUUUGAUUACCAUAAGAUAUUAUGUUACUCCAAAUAAAAUUGUGAACUGUAACUAUAACAAAAUUUUUCAUUUUCUGUUAGAUUCAAAAGUUAUUUUGCUAUCAGUGAACCUACACCACAUUUUUUAAAAUAUAUGUUACAGAACUGGCAUGUCAGACCUUUUAAAAAAAUAACACAUAAUCAGCCAGGAGAAGACUGUACGCUAAAAGAAAUCUCAUGUCUGAAGUGCAUCUGUGUGGGCAGAGUCGCAGGAUGUAAGCAGCAUGCUUUGAGAUAAGUGAGGAGGGGAAAGAGCAAGUGUUUAUAAAGAGGGGAGAGUGGGAGCGACAGAGCACAGAAGGGGGAGGGUGGGAGAUUUGGAGAGUCGGAGAGAGAGGGAGGACAAGCGGGUGGGUGCUGUAAAAUCCGUUAACGGGGGAGCUCUGUGCAUUUGUUAGACAUCUUGGCUGCCUGCCCAAAUUGGCUCAUUGUAAGCGAGGCAUGAUCGUAAACGGGAGGCAGCCCUCUCUGCUGCCUCGGCUGCCCCGCUCCCGGACCCAGCCCGGCUCCCACUGUUGACAUGGAAAGACCUACCACCAGCAACAUGAUGCCCAAAAGGGAUCAGGAAAGAGAUCUGGAGCUGGACAAGAAGAUUGAGGCUCUCCGCAGGAAGAACGAAGCGCUCAUGAAGAGGUACAAGGAGGUGGAAGAGGACAGGAGAAAGGCAGAAGAGGAAGGAAUGGCGCUGCAGAGCCGAAAAGGAAAAGCUGAUGACCUCACCAUCACAAUCAGCAAGUCCAUGGAUGAGAGUCGCGUGGUGGUAACAAAGCCUUUUGGGAGUGGGUCUCCAACUGGAACAGGACAGCAGGAGGGUGGGGCUGACAGGGUGGGAGAAGGGUCCACUCAGGGGACUGGGCGAGGCUCCAGGAAGCAGCUGACGGUCACAAUGGCUGGAAAAAAGGGUAAAAGGGUGGUGAGUGAAAGGCCAGAGAAGCAACUGGGCCCCACAGAUGUCAAGAGCCCCUUGGAUGAAGGACAGACGAGGCAAGUGGAGUCAGCUGGGAGAGGAAAGCAGCUGUGUAAGAUGACUAAGCGGGAAUCAUCAUCAUCAUCAUCAGCAGCAGCAGUAGCAGCAAAGGAGGAGAUUAAACAGGGGCCGAUGAACGCCGAGGAGCAACACAAGGAUACAGAGCAACUGCAGGAGCCUGAGAGCCCUCAGCCCAGCACAGAUCUCAACAUCCCAACAUCAAGGGAGGAGCAGGAGGAGUAUCUACGGUGGAAGAAGGAACGUGAGCAGAUUGACAGGGAGAGAGUGGCGCGCCACAAAAAUGCAAAGGGGCAGUGGAGACGUGCAUGGGACAUGGACAAAACCGAAAACAUGUUUUCAGACAAAUCUCUUUCUGAUAGAGACUGGGCAGCUUCGGCUAGAGUAGUUCCAGGAGGACGGAAUGCCAGAAGAGGUUCGAAGGCGGGUUCGAAAGGUCACGAAAAGCGAGGCAAAGACAAGGCAGCUAAAAACGUGCUCGUGAUGAGCAGUAAAGCAAAAGGCAAAGAUCGAUUAACUGGGAGGGCCAGGAGAUGGCAGGAUAAUGACGAUGGAGAGAAUACACAGACUACUGAAACAACACUGGAGGAAUUCCUUGAAGAACUCGAUGCUCUAACAGAUGCUAACGAAGGGAAUCUGAAAGAUCAAGACUCAAAAGCAAAGCCAGAUCCCUUAAGUGCACCUGAAGAUUCUGAUAGCUUGAAAGAGGAUAAAGUUACUCAGAGGAAAGCGGCAACCUCAUCCCCUCGAGGACUAGAGAAGAAAGUACGUUUCUCAGAGGAACUCAUCCAGAGGGUUCCCGCUAAGCAAACUACAACCUCUUUACAUUCUGCAGCUCCGGAAUCUAAAGGCUCUCUGAAAGCCUCCUCACCAAAUCACAGUGAGGUGCAGAGGCCACAGCUGGCUUGUGCAAGUGCAGAGCAGGAUGGUAGUAGUUCCCAGGAUAAAGGAGGGGGUCUUCCUUCUCCUUCUGUUGCCCAGCAGCAAGCAUCUAAAACUGAAAAUGUUAAAAAAGACACCAGCAGCCCUGAAGUUUCCAGCGUUACUUCUGUUGAAAAAACCAGCACCUCUCCACAUGAGAGCCCUGUCCAGCCUGUAGAGGAGUCCAAGUGCAACAGCAGCAGUAUGAACACAGAAGAACUGAAAGACUCUACUCUGUCUGUCCUGAGAAUAGAUUCAGGAGAGUCACACCCAGCACACUCCACCAGCAAUGACAAGGCGAGAGAGCAUGGGAAGGUUGUUUGACAUUUUUGGAGCAUCAGUCCUGAAACCAAAUCGCUGCGUUUGGAUGCUUUUUGCUUCAGUGGCCUCCAAGCUAAAAACCAACCUUUCAUUUUGCAGCGGCGAGACCCUACUACUGAAUCUAAUUUCUGACACCAGUUUAGGAAGUGUUAUUGAGCAUUUCAAAUAUUUUUACAUCUAAGCACUUUAUGAGUAUACAGGACUGUUUACUGAGACAUUCUUCAGUAUGUUAGUAAGCUGCUUGAGUGCAAUAUCUUUGAAUGUUUACAUUUGUAUGUAGAGUUAAAGGUACAUAUCUGGUGGUUAGCUAGUCAGUUCAACUUAGCUAGUUUUUGACAGUAAAUUAAGCCACAAUUAAAUAAUAGUGCCUGAUUUAGCCUUAGGAAUUAUUUUGACUAAAAUAUUAUUUAACUUCAGACACAAAACAGUCUUAAUUUCUACGUUCAAUAAAUACUAGGAUGUUAUUUGUUGGCUCCUUUCAGAACAAAACCUACAACUUUGUGCAUCUGCAAAGUGAUCUGGUUUUACAGUUUUCUGACAAGAAUGUUUUACCAAGAAAACUUGAAAACGGGACUUUCUGGUUAUCUAAAAUGGUUUAUUUUGUUCUAGCUUGAGAUUUCUAGCCUAGGGCAAUUGUAAAAAACAAAAACAAAAAAACAGGAUUACCAAACUCUGACUCUCCCAACAUGGCAGCUUUAUAGGAACAGUUAUGUUCUUGAAAUGAGGUCCUAGUAAAAGGUUGUAAGCAGUUAAUGUUAGGCUACCAAACAUGGCACUAAGCAUCUUCGUUUGGCAUAAAUCUAGAUGAGGUAGACCAGGAGACCAAAGGUAACAGCUAGUUCAAGAGGAAGCCAGUAGAGGCUAUAAAUAAAGGCUUUUUGGAAGUUGCCCAGGGCAGGAUUUACAAAAUAACAGUGAUUUAUCUGUCGCCCCAUGUUCACUGUUGAGAAAAAGAAGAGUAUUUUAUGCGACUAAAGCAAAGCAUUUUUUCCACACCCAAAAUUUUACUGAUUUUAAUGAGUGACGAACCCCACAGCCUACUUUAUGUUUAAGUGGCAAUGUCAGAACUACUGUAUAUGUCAAUGAACAUUUGAACUUACAUAUUUUUUGCAUUGGGUGUUUUGUUUUAUUUUAUUUUAUUCUUUUUCAUAAAGAAGCCAAGCAAUUAUUUUUUAUUAGAAAUUGAAGUAGGAAAUGGAUGAAUUUGUAAAGUAACUGAGAGAAGCUGUCUGAUAUAAAAGUGAUGGAGUGUAUAAAUCAAUUUAAUAGCAUGCACAGAUUUGGAAUCUCCCUUCACUCCCAUCUCUGUGUGUAGCUGGAAAGUGAGUGAUGUCGGAGUGUGGAGGAAAAUCAAGACAAAACAUUGCUAAAACUAAAUGAUGAUGCAGAAUGUAUAAUACAGGCUCAUUCAGUUUCAUUAGACUGGACAGAACAUUUUGAUUCUGCGUUUCAUUUUUCUUCUUGACAUCUUUUGGUCUGGGUCAGUGUCUAAAGCUCCGGGAGCCUACUGCUUCCAGGGUUGAAGACCUCAGCUGACAUGUAGCCAUGUCCAUUUUCAUAGCCAGUAAGGAAAAGGAAACAUAUUAUCGUUUUCUUCACCUUGUUUAAAGUCAGAAAGAAUGAGGAGAAUGAAAUGCAAACCAAACAGUAGAUAAGACUCUGAGGGUGGAGCUGCUUUCCCAUUCAAGAUCUCACACAUAUGCUCUGUCUGGCUUGAAUUGCUAUGGAAUAAAAUAAUUCAAUUACUGUAGAAGUCCAGAAAACACAUUUUCAUUGUAAUUAGAAGAGAGACAUAAAAAGCAUGUGCAAUGUUAAAUUGCUGGUGUUCAUUUGUACAAUAAGACAUCCAAAGCAAACGAUCAAAGCUCUGAAAUUUGUAUCGGCAUUAACUGAUUAUAAGGUUUUGAGACUGGAGUUUUGUACAAAUGUUGUCUUUUUGUUUUCAGCCUCUAAGUCCUACUAACCUCCAUUUAUACUAAAUGAAGAUGCUAAGAUAAUUAUCUACUGCCAGUAAGAUAUUAACUGCUGAUAACAUUUUAAGGGAGUUACACUUUAAAAAUAUCAAAGAGUCCCUUUAAAUGCAUGUUUUAGUCUUGGUGUAAUAAAACUGAGGCAUCGUACCGUAAGUGCAUUUUUUUUUUUUUUUUUGCUAAUUAGUUUUUUCAGCAAAGGGGGAUGAAACUGUUUUUGAAUGGUUUAUUUCAACCUUCUCUCCAACUUUACACCAAAUAUGGUAUUAUUACAAUAAUAUUUUCCCUUAUAGACUGAAGGAUUUGCUACUCUGACAGUGUUGCAGGUAUUUCAUUAACACUUUGUAAAAUAUAGGCCUGGUUAACCCAUUAGCUAUAAACAUAGAAAGAAACCCAGGUGUUACACAAGUUUACAAGUCAAUCUCAAUAAUUAAGUGACAUUUAUAAUACAGAAUAUGCCUGGCCAUAAUUCUGACCUAAAUGAAACUGACUUUGGUCACUAAAACACAUUUGUUUUUGAUAUAUUUGAUAAAACAGUUUCUUUUAAAAAGUCAGAAUCAUGAUACAAUCAGAUCAAAUAACUUCUGACCCUUUUUCUUGACUUGAGGUCUUGUGUGACAAACUUACUUCAGUCAGAGCACUGCGGUUCUGCAGACGUACCACUUUAAUAUUGUUCCGCCAUUUAUUCUGUAUUAUAACUUUUAUGGAAAGCUCACAUUUUUCAGAAAGCUGAUCUCAAUGAAGAAAUGACCCAGUUCUUGUGCCUUGUUCUUUGGAUUCUUCAGAGACUGAAGGUGUAUUUUAAAUUCAUGGUUUGUAUCAUAACUAUCACAUGCAGCUGCAGUUAUUUUAUUUAUUUGCCUUAUGUGCAGACAUCCGAAUGUUCCUUGCGAAUCAAAAAAAUCGCUGUCUCCCUGUGACCAGCGUGUGCUUUUUUGUUUGUGUUUAUUGCCUGUCAGCUGUGUUAUUUUUGGUAUCACAUGAUAAGAAGCCUUACAAGAACACUGUCCUCAGAAAUGUUUGUGGCUUCCAUCAGAGCUGCAGUAUAGUAAACAGUUAUAUAACCCUGAGUGGAGAACACAGUAGACCUGAUUUGUGUGAGGCUGGGAGACUAUGAACUUUAGAUGAAGUUGCAUAAAAAAAACUAAUAGUCUGAAAUCUGUUGUAACAGCAAGAUGGAUUCAAUCCAUUCACGAGGACACAACAGGAGGCCUUAAUUUUCGUACUGAGAAGAUGGUACAUUUCUUGCAAAGGAGCAUCUGUUUGAAAAACAGGCGACCUUUGAUGCCUUUAAAACUCCCUGUGGGAUUCAUUGUAAAAAGAUGUUUAGGGUAUACGAUCCUAGAGUAGUUGGGUGUUACAUGUCCUUGUUAGGUACUUUCAAGGUAUUACUUCAUAAAGUGACUAAUGUAGGAGGUUAUUGUUCACCUUGUGUGUGCAUCGCUGCCCUCUAACUUUUCACAUACAAAAAUAAAAUGGUUGUAUGACUAUU
Xiphophorus maculatus (southern platyfish) is the source of this 6460-nucleotide messenger RNA. It is a transcript of the gene ccdc9b, whose product is annotated as coiled-coil domain containing 9B. The record is from RefSeq and is a predicted model, not a curated record. NCBI's taxonomy places the organism in Eukaryota, Metazoa, Chordata, Actinopteri, Cyprinodontiformes, Poeciliidae. The transcript is spliced from 16 exons. Bases 1292 to 3001 code for a protein of 569 amino acids.